AUGAGUACAAAGCUAGAAAACGAGGCAGAGGAUGCCAAUAUCUCAUAUCCCUCGCCCGGCACUGAGGCAAUGGAAGCUGGCCCUUUUUACAACACUAGUAGCCGAGACGUCCCUCAAGACCACCAAGAGCACGAGCAUCAUGAGCAUCAUGAGUCCCAUCACGAGCCUCAUCAUGAACAGCCAGACCAUCAUGCGCCGGAACAAGUACAACACGUGCAAGCUCCAGAGCACAAUCAGAAUGACCUGCAACCUCCAGAACCGGAAACCCCUCAGCAGCACGUUCCCCGUCCUGCCAACCUGGAAGAGCUUCAGCUGGCAGCCCAGUUAGGCCAAGGUCUAGCUGGAGCGCCCAUGAUGUCAGCCACAGACCCCAACAUGAACGUCGAGGACCCUAACCUGCGAAGCAUCAUGCCUCACCCUGACCCCGAGCAGCAGCAGACACCGUCCUAUGUUCACGAUACUCCGACGAGCGACCAAAUGGUAUCGCACGCCAUGUCUGUUUCUGUUGGGCCACCAAUGGGCCCCCAGUACCCUAUCGACAACAGCAUCCCACCCAGAAAACGAUCAAAGGUGUCAAGGGCUUGCGACGAGUGUCGGAGGAAGAAGAUUAAAUGCCUAUUCAGCCGCGUACCGCAGAAAAGGGGUCCAAGUAAAGGAUAUAUCAAAGAACUUGCAGAUCGCAUCCAUAGCAUCGAAAACAAGCUCGAGUCCGAUGGAGGCCUGAGCCAAGACGACAUCGACAGACUCUUUUCCACAGAUCGACCUCGGCAAAGCCAAGGCGAGGAUGCUGCUCGAAAACGACCCUUUUCCAGUAUCUCGACAAACGAUUUUGUUACACCCUCGCGACAAAUGCCAUGGGGCUCGGACCACAGGAUGCAGGCCUCGCCAGGGACUUCUGAAGCAUAUUCAGCUUACAACAACAACAACUCGUUGGCACCCCAAGGUACACCCAUUAGGCCAGACAGUACGCCCUCUAAACCUCCCGUGGCUGCUAUGGACGUGUCAAUGUCAGAUGCUCAUGAGACCGUUGACAUCGACGAAAGCAUGCUACAGAGUUAUUUGUCAACUGUUGGCCCUGUGUAUCCGAUAUUGCCAAGCACAAAGAAUCGAAUGCAGGCGCUACUCGCGCAGUGCCCAACAUCGGUCCAGAAUGCAUUUGCCAAUGCUCUUCCCGCUGUCGUAGGAUCCGGCGGUGACACAAAGCUCGCUAGCUUGCUACUUAUGGAACGCGAGAGCGAUGAAACCCAUGCCACACAAGCCACCUAUAUUGUGCAUGCCCAGACGCUAUUGCUGCUUAUUAUCGACGCAGACUGGCGUUCUUCACCAACUUUGCCGUACUUGCUUUCUCGUGCAGUUGGAUUGGCCAACUCGAUUAAUCUUUGGCGAUACACUCCCGUCGAGUUGGUUUUGGAGUCCGACUCGGACUCAGAUGACCAGCUAUCAGUGCGGAUAUGGUGGUCAUUGAUCCUGAUGGACCGCUGGCAUGCUGUCGGCAAAGGAAAACCACCAAUGAUACCCAACAAUAGUACAGUUGCUCCUCCUGGCCUGGAGAAGAUCCUGGGAGAUGUGUGCUUUUACCUUGCUCGACUUUCAAAGCUGCUCAACUGUCUGUGGCAAGCUAUCUUCACAUUGCAGCUCGGAAUGUCCACAACCGAGGAGAUAGUGGCACGCAUACUCGCAGAUUAUGUUGAGAACUACCGAGAAGAUCUUCCUGCGCAUAUCUUGGCUACGUCGCAUCCCGUUGUGCAUCUAGCAUACUGGCACUGUAAGCUCAUGGUUGUGCUUUUGACACCAGGCGCUACGCCGACCGAAACGUUAUGGCCUACCAAGGAAGUGAUCAACCUUCUCUUUGCAAACGAGCACCUACGCAGUCCACUCGUCAAUCACUUUGUGUCUCUUAUCACGAUGUCUCUGGCGAAGCUUGUCAAGAUCGACAAGUCGCGAGAAGAAGCCACACAGCUGAUCAAGGACAUUGUGGAAAAGCCAAACGAAAUGUGGAAUGGUGUUCGCGACAAACUCUCGGAAUUCUUGCGUCCAACAUCAUCAGUGGAGGCGGCAGCGAGCCAAGGCCUUCAACACCUGGCAGAUCUUGCCACAGCACAUGAGGGCAUCGCACCGGGAGGUGAUGAUAUCUCAUUUGGGCCAUCGUUGGCAUCAGGGUAUUUGGAUAUGGCGUAG
Messenger RNA from Fusarium mangiferae, 2178 nucleotides. RefSeq lists its product as uncharacterized. The transcript is spliced from 5 exons. Gene Ontology annotation, cellular component: nucleus. The record is from RefSeq and is a predicted model, not a curated record. Lineage: Eukaryota; Fungi; Ascomycota; Sordariomycetes; Hypocreales; Nectriaceae. The coding region runs from base 1 to 2178 and encodes 725 amino acids. Gene Ontology annotation, molecular function: DNA-binding transcription factor activity, RNA polymerase II-specific; zinc ion binding.